This is a messenger RNA of Monopterus albus (swamp eel), 4008 nucleotides long. It is a transcript of the gene b3glctb, whose product is annotated as beta 3-glucosyltransferase b. Gene Ontology annotation, molecular function: glycosyltransferase activity. Bases 109 to 1299 code for a protein of 396 amino acids. The record is from RefSeq and is a predicted model, not a curated record. The transcript has 12 exons. Gene Ontology annotation, cellular component: membrane. NCBI's taxonomy places the organism in Eukaryota, Metazoa, Chordata, Actinopteri, Synbranchiformes, Synbranchidae.
AGCUGUGCUGUCACAGGAAUGUGGUUAACCAGUUACUCCAGCUCGCCAUGAAAACACAGUGACUUCAGUAGAAAAGCAGCAGCCAAGGGAAUCGUGUAACACCAUAAUAUGGUUAACGGAUGCAAAGUGAUUGUUCUGCUUCUCCUUUGGCUAGGUACAUCUGCUGGAGACAAAUAUGCACUUAGUGCUAAUGCAGCAGAGCACCAGGAGCACACUGCACACAGAUCUGUUGGAUUGGAGGAGGUGGUGUUAGUAAUCCAGAGUCAGAGAAACUCCUAUCACGCACGUCGUGGUGUCCAGAGGAAGAUGGAGAUUCUGCACCAGGCAGCUGAACUUGGACAGGUGUCCCCGUUGCCACAGAACUCCCCUGCCUCUGCUGAGAAGACCCAGUCUCUUUGCUCUCACAAAACAAAUGAUAUUAAAAAUGUCACUGUUCCCCUGCAUGGCCUGUAUUUAUCUUUUUGUCUUUUUUUUUAUUUUAUUUUUUUUUUUUUUAAGAUUGCUUUGUAUAUUUGGGAGGAAGGAAAUGGUCCAGAGCUGACAGCAGUUGCAGAGUUCUGCACAGAGCCAAGAGACAACUGUGCUACCACCUUUACAACCUACCUGCCAGACUGUGGAGAUUCAGUCUCAAAGAACAAUUUAUUUGUCGCUGUGAAAACUUGUCAGAAAUUCCACUCAGAGCGAGUGCCAGUAGUGAAGGCAACAUGGGAGAAAGACGCUGGGUUUUUGGAGUAUUACAGCGAUGUCACUGAUGCCUCCAUUCCCACUAUCAGUCUAGGAGUGCCUAAUACUGAGAGAGGACACUGUGGGAAGACGUUUGCCAUUUUGAGGCGGUUCCUGAGUAAAGCUGUGCCAAAGACCGACUGGCUUCUCAUUGUUGAUGAUGAUACCCUCAUGAGUUUACCCCGGCUGCGACAACUGCUGCGUUGCUACGACCCAAAGGAAGCAGUGAUCCUGGGGGAGAGAUAUGGCUACAGAUUGGUUCAGAAUGGAUACAGCUACAUCACAGGAGGAGGAGGGAUGGUGCUCAGCAGGGUGGCAGUGUCCAGGCUAGUCUCCAGUGGUUGUAGCUGCUACCGUGAUGAUGCUCCUGAUGACAUGGUGCUGGGCAGGUGCUUCACUUCCCUGGGUGUCCCCAUCACACAUAGCCCACUGUUCCAUCAGGCACGACCGGAUGACUACUCCGAGACACUGAUCUCCUUGCAGCAGGCCAUCUCCUUUCACAAGCACUGGAACAUGGACCCCGUGGCUGUCUACAAACAAUGGCUACAGGAUGAACACCCACGGGAUGAACUGUAGAAAGACUGCAUACACAAACGGUACCAUACUGUACAUGUGUAGACACUGAAUACAGAGUUGAACAAGAGCAUAGAGUUAAAGAUGAGGAAAGCUACAGUGAUCGUAAUGUCCAGAGAGACCUAGAAACAUAGUUCUUACAAGAUUUAUUACCCCCAUUCAUCAGUAUUAUUGACAACAGUAAAUCAAAUGUCUUUAUGUAAUGAAUUGCAGAGAAUUAUCACCCAGGUCUGUGGCACUACAAAGGAUUUUAAGACUCAAAGGACCUGCUCGGUAUCAAACGGCAGGCAUCCAAACCUUCUGAGUGGAUGGAAAUGUUUCUUUAUCUCAGCUGAAUGUGUAAGUAGCUUGGUAACAUUCACCAUAAGCCGUGGAUAUAAUGAUGGCUGUGUCUAUCAACCUUUUUAACUUUUUGCUGCCUUGAGUGGCUGAAAUAAUGACUACAGUUUUAACAGAGCCAUAUAUUUUCAACAGUAAGAGUGAAAUUGUAUACUGAGUCCUAUCUGUAAUAAAAGUGUAUUACCUCCAAAUGUCUGAGAAACUGGCGAACCUCCUGUUGACAGCAUCCGUGAUUCAAUGUUAAGCUAAGGUGGUUGCUUUCUGUGAGUUACUGCUGUCACUUUGGGGGAUACUAAGCCUGUUGCAGAUUAGCAUCAGGUGCGCAAAAUGUCGUGGCACUGCAAUAAUAUGGUUGUAGAAACUAAUGUAUUUUGGUACUGCAGUCAUCUGCCAGAGAACUCAGCCUUUUUUUCAUUCAGUAACUGAAGCAGAGUCUGACCUGAAUGCCUGUACCUUCUCCUCUGGGUGAUGUGAUUUAUGAACACCCUCUCCCUCCUCAAACAUGUUCUUCACUGCGAUGAGGUCUCAGAAGAAUAAUAGCUGCCACGCUGACAUCAGGGCCUUAAAUUUUGCACAUACUUUCUCCUGAUCUUAAAUUUCAGCCACAGUUCCCUCUGCAGCAGUGGUGGUAAAUCAGGUACCGACAGUAUCUAAAUACAUUUCUUUUCUCUCCUCCCUUAUUUUGCGCCCCUGAAUGGGAAUGCUUUCAAAUACGUAUUUCACAAAAUCGAGCAUUCUUUUGGGGCUACUUCAGUUCUUUUUCUCUGGCACAAAAAUCCAUUUGGACUCCUUAGUAAAUAUGAAGACACAGUUUAGAGCUGAAAAUGAGCCACUUAGGCAAUACCUCCCCUAUGUAUUAGUAAACUAAGCUGCUUAGACUUGUUUUUGAAACUCUUAAAAAAAAAAUUUGAUUUGAUCUCAAGAGACAAUCAGUUAAAAUAGGUAGGUGUUGCACCAUCAGUUAUUUUAGUCGUUAAUCCAGCUGUGAAAUGGUCUUUCUUUUUCAGCUUAGGGUACUGAUUAAAGUUGUAAAAUGAAAGCUGACUGCCACUGGGUGAUUACAACAUAUCCCCUGUGUUGUACCACUGCUCGGUGACAUUACAACAGACCUUGCCUCAGCCCGUGUGUCUUUGAUUUAUUGAGACUUGUCAGUUCUCUGAGGCCAGAAUCCCAUGCUGUAGUAUCACAUGUCACUGUGACAUUAGUUACUAUAGUAGCAGGGAUACUGACUGCUCUGACAGUUCCUCUUUCAAGGUUUUGUGUAAUGCUAGACAGGUGACAUAUUGUGAUACAGACAUAGCAUGCAUUCUUGCAAAAAAACAAAUUUAAUGCAUCACUGUCACAGCAUUCAUAAGAGGGAGUUAAUCCCUUAACUUAUUCCAGGUAACUAUUUAAUUGGUCUUCUUGUGGUUUGUCGAAUAAGUUUGCUUCUGUGUGAGUAAGACUUAGAGAUGAAAUGCUUCAAGCAAGACAGAACUGAUGUUUAUUUGCUCAACUUUUUAUUUCUCUUAAUGCAUUUAAAUUUCAUAUUGGGAUCUAGCUCCUUGUCGCACGCUGCCAGGCCCAUCACUAUCCUGCUCUUUUUUUAAAUAUAACAUUACAAACUUCACUCUGUUUGUUUCACACAAUCACAAUAAAUUGAAGGUAUAUUCUCAUAAAUUAUAGAAUGUUACAUUACUGUCACUUAUAAUAGGCAGUUAAUAUGAUCAAUUCAUGUGAUUGCUCCAUGUGUCAAGGCUUGCACAAUGAUUAUUUUGAUGUUUCUACUUAGUUUUUUUUUUCAUUAUGGAAUAUAGAUGGUAUUUAUGUCAUUGAAGUGAACAAACAAAUAUGACUAUAUAUAGUACACUUGUAUUUUCAUCUUGUAUGUUAACUGUGGUUGUGACAUUAGGAGUCUUAAUAUGUGGAUGUGGAACUUUGGGCCAUGAGGGCUUUUAUUCCUCAAAUACUAACAAAUACACAUUAUAAAAUACAACAAAUAAAUCAUACAGGUUCACAUCCUAAGCAUCACAUAUUGCAGCAAAUUAUAUCUUCCUUUAAAUAAACAUAACCUAAAAACAAUAUAAUCCAUCAGUUAGUAACCCUUCUCUUUACCUGAAUUCCUAAAACCUCCUUUGUCUGUGAUAAAUGAAUGUGUGGGUGCGUUUCUGGCCAGGUCCACAAUUUUAAAGACCUCUGAGGUGGUCUAGAACCUUAAGAUCAUUGUACUGUCUGUCACUUUUUGGGAGGCGACAGUGGUGCGGUGGGUAGAGCAGUUGUCUCCCAAAUGGAAGGUUGGAGGUUCAAAUCUUGGUGCCUGCAAUCCACAUGUCAAAGUGUCCUUGGGCAAGGCACUAAACCCCCUGUUGCCUCCGAUGGUUGGAGCCAUCAGUU